AUGGCGUCCGCCUUGGAGAAUCUUGAAGCUCAAUUGGAGCUAUUUAUCGAGAAUGUACGACAAAUACGCAUUAUAGUGAGCGAUUUUCAACCUCAAGGGCAAAAUGUAUUAAAUCAGAAGAUUCAAGGCUUAGUCAAUGGCUUACAGGAAAUCGACAAGCUAAAGUCUCAGGUACAAGAUGUCCAUGUGCCACUGGAAGUAUUUGAUUAUAUUGACCAAGGGAGAAAUCCUCAAUUAUAUACCAAAGACUGUAUAGAAAAGGCUUUGACGAAAAAUGAACAAGUGAAAGGAAAAAUCGAUGCCUACAGAAAAUUCAAGGCAAAUAUGCUGGUGGAGUUGAAUCGAGUUUUCCCCAACGAAUUAGCCAAAUACAGAGCAAUUCGCGGAGAUGAAUAGGAUCAUCUAGUUUCAAGGACCAAGAUUUUGAUAGACGUAUGUCUCUGUGAACGCUGCCACACGAUAUAUAAUAUAUGUUCUUGG
Cyphomyrmex costatus is the source of this 480-nucleotide messenger RNA. RefSeq names its product mediator complex subunit 10 (gene MED10). Gene Ontology annotation, molecular function: transcription coregulator activity. The transcript is spliced from 3 exons. Gene Ontology annotation, cellular component: mediator complex. The record is from RefSeq and is a predicted model, not a curated record. Gene Ontology annotation, biological process: regulation of transcription by RNA polymerase II. NCBI's taxonomy places the organism in Eukaryota, Metazoa, Arthropoda, Insecta, Hymenoptera, Formicidae. Bases 1 to 396 code for a protein of 131 amino acids.